Molecule: messenger RNA, 1614 nt
Organism: Ochotona princeps (American pika)
Lineage: Eukaryota; Metazoa; Chordata; Mammalia; Lagomorpha; Ochotonidae
Exons: 9
Coding region: 1-1614 (537 amino acids)
Source: RefSeq, a predicted model, not a curated record
AUGGCUGCUCACCACCGCAGCCGGAGCCCGUCGAGUCUUCCGGCAAAUGCGAAAGAAAUGCGUGAGCAGAUUAUCGCUGCCACUCAGCGUUUCUUUGACCUUCAUGGAAUUCGAAUUAAAGUCCGUAGACUGCCAGUGCAGUUGGCCAACGCGUCGAACCGCGGUGUCUCGGUCCCCAGCUCUACAAAGGAAAAGGGCGGAAGCGGGGCCAGAGCUGAAAAGGAGUCUUCUUCACCGGUCUCUUCUCCCUCUAGUCAAUCAUCGUCGUCAAAUGCACCCGUUUCAUUGCCAUUGUACCACUUUAUUACGCGCCAAAAACUGCACAUGGCUGAGCAGCUUUUGCGCAAUCGUUCAAGUUUUAUUACGCCUUUCAACAAGAAAAGCGACCGUCGGCAAAAGGCAUCUCCGUGGGUCAUGCAGGAAAUGACUGACGAGCUGAAGAAGCACUUGGCAGAAAUGAGCUCAGACUUCGACGACAGAGAGUUUUCAGGCGUGUAUCUCUCGCUUCAUACCAAACCGUAUCUGGUAGACUGCGAAUACGGAAACUUAAGUCGCAGCCGUUUUGUGGGAUGGGCGCUGGUAGAACUUUUGACGACAAAUGAGCGUUGUUUAAAGGCAUUAUGGGUCCAUCCUACUCUCAGUGCUUCCAGCACACGUCUUGUGUUGCAGGCAUUCAUCCCACGCAUUCUUGUGGAGGCAGUUGAAUUUGCUACUCCCGGGGUAGCCCCUUUGUGCCCGUGGAAAUUUUUCUACGCGUGGCUGAACGAUUUCGACUUACUUCCACGAGGCACCUGGCUGUUACUUUCAUCUCCGAAGUAUCUCGGGCUUUCAGUCCAUUGUGAUAACUUGAAUCAAGAGAAGGCUGAAGAGGAAGAAGAAGAAGAUGAGGAGGAGGAGGGGAAAAGUAGUAAAAACCGUUCAAAGAGAGGAGGAACCGGCUGCAAGAAGGGUACGCCUUCGAAGGGCACUGGUCGCGCAGCAGCCGAGAGAGGCGCAAACAAAAAGAAAGGAGGCAAAUUUAAACAAGAAGAGAGCAGUGUGAUCCAUGUUGGUCAUACUGAUGCAGACGAAGGUUCUGCAUGCCCUUGUCAGCAUUCGUCUCGGUGGCACGAUGAAUUUGACGAGAAAUUAGUUGGAUGUACAGAGGGGUACAUGUACAGACAUCAUGGACGAAUUAUGAAUUUGAUUCCUACGAACGUGGAUGAUCGUUUGCUGGAUGAUAUGAACGCUCUUCCACAAGAAAAUCCUGACGCACACAAGACCCUCCCUGCAGAAACAGAAGACGAGAUACGUGCGGCUGAAACUUUCAAUUUGGACGACUCCUCAAUAGAGAGACUACUUAUGAAAGUAUGGGGUCAAUGGCGAGCAAAUCGAUUCAAACGUAAAGGUGCCCCUGAUCCUUACGAAGAAGAGAAUAGUCGUCCUGUUAGUCGAAAGCGGUUUCUCUCUGCAUUAGAAAACACUGAGAAGAAGUCGAAUGCAGAAGAACUGCACAUGCUAUCACUAGGCUACGCGGACGACCGUGUACAUGGUUAUAUUUGCGGGAUUCGCAGUCACCCGAAAAAGUCGUCAAUUGAACAGCUGGUCUUCAAGCGCCGGCAGAUCUCCACAUGA